GCUCUGCGCCACCUACUGGCUUAGACGCGUAUGAGCGCCAAGCUGAUGACGUGGUUCGCUCAGUUGACCACCAGAGCAGCAGGAUGGCCGACCAGAGUAGGCAAAUAAAACUCGCUGCAGCUAAGAAAAAGCUGAAGGAAUUUCAACAGAAGAGCUCCCCUGCUAGUGUAGGAGGAGAAAAAGGAGGAGCAGCCAAGAAGAAGAGAAAGGUGAAGGGAUCCAGCCAACUUGAUGCACCUUCACCAGACAGAAACUCUCCAGACAAUUUUGACAGUUUUCUAAAAGCACUUAGUCAAAGCAAUGGAAUAGUCCUCCCUCAUUAUGGCAACUGUCAGACCUUCGCUGACAUGGAGGCCAUGGGGUCUUCAGUUCAGUCUUCAGCUCAGCUGCUGGAGGAGCCAAACAGCGAGUCUGAUUACAUCUCACCUGUGUCUAACCCCGCUAGCGCUAACACUGCUACUAACUCUGAGUCUGUCGAUCACAACACUGAGGAUUACCCUGAUACCAACGGCAAUGAGAAUUCAAUGGAGGAAAAUAGGCCGCUGUCUUCCACAGAGAGCCUGCGACAGCUCUCGCAGCAACUGAACGGCUUGGUCUCUGAGUCGUCUGCUGCAUAUGUGAAUGGAGAUGGCGCACCUUCUCUGAGUGAGCGAGAACUGGAGAGUCGAAACCAGGAGCUGGCAGUCGCCCUGGAAUCCAGCAACCUAACAAACUCUCAGCUCACUACCAAGCUAGGCCAGCUGACACAGCAAUCUCAGGAGCUUACAGAUCAGCUACAAAAGGAGCGAAAAGAAUUUGAACAGAGAUUUUCAAAAGAGCAGGGUGCCAUGCGGGAGCAAUUACAGGUUCAUAUCCAGACCAUUGGCAUACUCGUAGCUGAGAAAUCUGAGCUACAAACAGCACUACAAUACACACAACAGGCUGCACGGCAAAAAACAGCUGAGGCAGAGGAACUGAAUAACCGUCUGCAAUCAACAAGGCAGAGAGUGUCAGAACUUGAAAGAACUCUCUCUUCUGUCUCAUCGCAGCAGAAACAGUUUGAAAAGCACAACAAAGAGCUUGAAAAGGAAAGAGACAAUCUGAGAUUGGAGGUGUUUAGACUAAACAAUUUGAGCGAGGAGUCGAAGCAGCAGAGCUCGGAGCUGUCAGAGCAGAUAAAACUGAGUACACAAGAAAAUGCCGCAAUGAAGUUGGAGGUAGAAGAUCUUCGCAAGAGGCUCGAGAUAACUGACCUCAUGUUACAGCAGUGUUCAAGUCAGUCAGAUCCUACCAGUGCCAGCCAGCAGGUUCAGUUACUGCUGGAAGAGAAGCAGCAGCUGGAGGCGCACAAUCACCAGCUUAUGGAGUCCAUUACCCAGCUGAAGACAGAAAGGGAUUGUUAUGCAGUGCAGAUCCAGGAAGAAGGUCGUGUGUGGAAGGACAAAACUGAACAACUGCUAACACAGGUUUCUCUGGUGGCAGAAGAGAGGGAUAGAAACAUCAACCGGGUGCAAGAACUGGAGGCCAGCAUUGCAGAGUUAAGAAAUGCUGCAGCAUUAUUAUCCCAGGAGAAAGAAGCUCAGCAUGGCACAGAGCCUCAGUCCUCAGGACCAUCAGAAAAUGAGGUGGCUUUACAGGAGGCCCUUAAUGCCCUACAACAAGAGAAAGAUGCCAUUACAUCACAGUAUCAGGCACAGCUGAGGGACAACGAGCAGCUGAGCCGUAUGUGUGCAGAGCAGGAGUCGCGUCUGGGGGAGCUGGAGCGUCAGGUGGAGAGCCAAACCCAGGAGGCUGAGGACCGCCGACGCAUGUUAGAGGAUGUUCAGUCAGACAAGGCCACUAUUAGCCGUGCUCUCACCCAGAACCGAACACUGAAGGACCAGCUGGCUGAGCUACAGAACGGUUUUGUCAAACUGACGAAUGAGAACAUGGAGUUGACUACAGCCAUCCAAUCAGAACAACAUGUGAAAAAGGAGCUUGCACGCAGAAUGGGUGAAUUGCAAGAGGAGUUGCACAACGUCAAGGAGCAGCUUGAGCUGAAAUGCACAGAAGCUCAGGGUCUGAUGGAGCAGAGGGAUCAGGUAGCGGCACAUCUCCAGCAGUACUGUGCUGGCUACCAGGCCCUGGUCUCAGAGAGGGAACAGCUCCACCAACAGUAUCUGCAGCAGAGUCAGCUAAUGGACCGACUACAGCACAAUGAAAGCAAUGGCCGUGCACAGCUGGAGAUGAGUCACAAUCAGCUUAAACAAGCCCAUGAGCAUCUGGAACAGUUAGUCAGAGACAAUGAGCAGCUGAAAGCUGAGGUGAAAGAGCUGCUCAACAGCUCUGCUCUUAUGACAUCACCCAGAGACCAAGGAGAUGGAGUGGAAAGCCAGUCCCUGCAAGAAAGUCCAACAAAGUCUUCCCCCAUAGUUAUUCCAGAGGAUUUUGAGAGCCAGAAAGAGAUGGAGGAUUUUAUUCGUGGAGCUCUGGCUCAGCUGGAGGCAGAGAGGGACGAGGCUAGAAGGCAACUGGAGGAGGAGCGCAGGCUUCACAUAGCAGCCCGGCACCAGGCCAGCGUCACCCUCAGUCUGGAGCAGCAGCGCCACAGCCAAACACCUGUUAAUGACCACGAGCACGAGCACGGUCACGGUCACAGUCACGGUCAACACAGUCACUGUGAGCACAGCCAUGAGCAUUCAGAAGGAGGAGUGCCGGUGGAAGUUCAUCAGGCCCUGCAAGCUGCAAUGGAGAAGCUGCAGCAGCGUUUCACAUCCCUCAUGCAAGAGAAAGCAGACCUGAAGGAGAGGGUGGAGGAACUGGAGCACCGCUGCAUCCAGCUGUCUGGAGAGACUGACACAAUAGGCGAGUAUAUCGCCCUGUACCAGAGUCAGCGGGCUAUUAUGAAACAGAAGCAUCAAGAGAAAGAGCAAUACAUCAGCAUGCUGGCCCAAGACAAGGAGGAGAUGAAGGCAAAGCUGGCUGAGCUGCAGGAUCUUGUGAUGAGGCUGGUAGCUGAGAGGAAUGACUGGUACAACCGCUACACUGGAGCUGUAGCCGGCAUGUGCACAGUAAACCCUGACCUGCUUCCUGUUGGACAGGAACACACUCACCCAGACCACCAAGCACACACGCACACAGAGCUUCAUGCGGCCACUGGAGCAGAAGCAAUGGAGGACAUCCCUCUGUCAGAACCUGCCGCUGGUCUGGAAGCUUCCUCAUCCCAGAUGCUGUUGACUGGCCAGACUGACUCCAAGCCCCUGGUGCCUAAAGAGGACGCCACAGCCCAGCAAAUCAUGCAGCUGCUUCAGGAGAUCCAGAACCCUCAAGGAGCUCAAAGAUCACCCCCCUUUCUGGGAGAGAACCCCUGCAUCCCCUUCUUUUACCGGCCUGACGAACAGGACGAAGUAAAGAUCCUGGUGGUGUGAGAUGUGGGUGUGACUGAGUAGGUGUGUGUGUAAACAUGAGAAAUGUUGGACUUGUGUUGAAGUGUGGGAAAUAUUAAACCCUACAGUUUACCACGUUUGUAGCUUACUGAUGAUCUUCUCAAACACUUCACAAUAUCGGAAAUCUUACAUGACUGGUCGAAGAUGCACGAAUGUCUUUGACCCAGUUACAUUAAAACACCCACCCCCGUUCCGCGUGUCAGCACUACUGUGUGUGAGGCUUAAUUGAGAGGAUUUUGUAUUUGCUGUUUGUCUUUAUGUUCUUGUUGUCCCUGAUGCUUUUCCCAGCGAGGAAGUGGUCAGUAUUCCUAAAUGCAAUCUGAUUUUUUUUUUUUCACCUCAGUUUUGAAUUCCCAUCUCACACAUUUGUGCAAUAAAUGGGGCCGUAUAUCCUGUCCCCUCGCUGAUAGAGUACUGAAAGAGCUGUCAAGUAUUAACAGCCUGUUUGUGUGCAACUUUAUUCAAGUGCAAAUGUCAGUUUAAAUCCACUGUACACAUGCCAAAAAACAAAACAAAAAAAGAGAGCGAGCGAGCAUCACAUUUGAAUGUAAUAACCUCAAUAUUAACCUGUAUGUGUGUUUAAUGUGAAGUGAGGAGAGGGGAUGCAGAAAGAGCAUAUCAGGUUGGGUAACUAAUGAGUGUGGAGUGAGAUAUAAGGUGAAGUUAAGUGAGUGAAAGGGGUUUAGUGCACAUAAAAGCUUUUAAACUGUAGGUGGUGUUCAGUUUUGAAGUCAAGAGCUCGCUACGUUACAUAAUUCAGGAAGAUGGAGGUGGAUGUUGCUGAUUGGUACUGUUCUUUUUCCUCCAGACACUGAAAAUAAGUCAUGUUUGUACAUUGUAAAAUGUUAGUAUUUGUGAUUUAUUUUAUUUUAUUUUUUUUUCCUUAUGUUUUGUCCUGUUAGAGUAAAAAGUCAUCACCUUUAUAGGGCAUAGGGCAUAGAUGGAUUUUAGAGACCCAUGAAGUUAAGCAGUUACUCAGUUAUAAAGGCAUUGAAGUCAUCUUCUCCAAACUGUCGCAUGGAUAAAGUAAAUAUAAACAUAAACAUUAGUGGUUGCGGUGCUGUGCUGCUGCUGACUGCUUUUCACAUUAUUUCUGUGUUAUUUUACUUCAUCUUUGCAGUUAUUGCAAUUUUUGGGGAAGUUGCUCAUAGUUUAAUGUCUAUACCUGCAGCUAAACAUCAUCUUUGUUCCUCAAAUCAGGUAAUCUGGUGCUCUGGGGUAUUUGGCUGACCUCAUCACAGACUCGGUCACUCAUGUCUCAUUUCAUCUUAUCCCUAACUACGCCUUUGCUGUCACGGGGUCUUUAAGUUUCCAAACAAAUCGACACUAAAAACAUGAGCCCGAUCUUCUCUGUUACGUUUUCGUGUAGUUCUACAUAUCAGUGAUGAAUUGAUGCACAUCUUUAACAACUGGACUGUGUGAGUAUGCGUAUGUGUGAAAUCCAAACUGUUUUCCUCCUCAGCCAAAAUUGCAUCUGUUGUGCUUUUUUUUUGUUUUGUUUUUUUUGUUUGUUUGUUUGUUUGUUUUGGGGGUUGUUUUGUUUUUGUUUGUUUGUUUUUUUUUGUAGAGUUCUAUCAGAUUAUAUAAGUAUGAUUGCACUAAAACUGUACAUAGCUUCUCGUUUAUCCCACCUCUGCUCCGGCUGCUGGUCGGACAGAUGUGUUUCUAACAAGAGAGAGGAUCCUAUGAAGCUUCAUGCCACAUGCUGAGGAUUCUGCUAAAUUGAGUGUUGAUGGAGGUGUGACGAGACACAGUCUAGCCAGAUUAAACGAAUGAGAUAUUAAAUUAUUUCUGUAGGUAAGGGACCAUUUAGAUUUUGAGAAAAGAUAUUCCUCUUUUUAAAAAUUAAGAGAAUAAAGUAGGACUGAUUUGUUAUAGUUGGUAGUUGUAUUGGCUACAGAACACUUGAAUAAAUCUCCUUUGGGCAUUAAAAGUCAAGACAUUGGGGAAAACUCCCAACAUCAGGGCUGAAAUUCAAGUUUCUCUGUCUAGCUUUAAGAGAGAUUGGAGACUAUAUUGAUUGAAUUGUGAAAUUGCAUCCAUUUAUAAUUAAUAAUUCAAAUUACCACAGCUGAUUUCUUUCCCUUUCUUUCACUUAGACCAAAUUUAGGCAACUUCUGUUUUUUGUGUGUGUGUUUUUUUUACUUUUAAUGCGCAAGAUAAGGGGUCACUGCAAGGCCAUGUCCAAAAAAUGAAUUCAUUGAGACUACUUCUGCAAAAGUUUGUAUGCAUACAUGUUUGUCUCUGAAUUUUGAGAUCUUCUUGUGCUUUAAAGGGCAUGUUCAUUAAAUUAUUAGUCGCGCACUUGAUAUUUAUCGCUAAAAUUUAUUGGGCAGAAAGCAGUUUGGUAUUUUAGGCAUAUUAUACAACGUCAGAUGGGACUGUGUCGUAGUUGUAUGUACUCAGUGUUGGUUUCUUUACAGAGAAAGUAAACAGCACCUUCCCUAAACCUCCGCACUUUGCCAUAAAAAGGUGUUUUUGAGUAAAAUUACUCCAUCAUUCUUCCCUGUUUCUUAGCAAUCAGUCCCUUUUUUCUUUUCUUUUUUUUUGUCUUUUUGCUUUUAGCCAGGGGUAAGACCAAGAGAUAAAUCUACAUUAGGUGUUUUGGGAUUUUCUGGGGCAUGUAAAAUAAUAACAGCUGUGUGGAUUUCUGAGGUUUUCUAAUUCCCUUUCAAAUGCGUGAUUGAAACAUGGCAAUGAGGAAGAAUUUCUUGUCUCUACUGUAUAAGAGGUGGUGUAUAUACUGUACCUGUGUAACAUAUUGUAUAUUCAUUAUGCCUGGUGUAUGAGGUGGGGGGAAGCUGCUCUGCCGUAUUUACUGGCAGCUUGUAUUGUAUGCGUGCUAGUCCAGAGUUGGGGUUUUGGAGGUUACUGACUGGCUGUGAUUCAGUACAAAGAUUGACAAAGAGAAAAUAUUUUAUUUAUUUGAAAAAUAAGUUAGCAUCUCAACUAAUCAGUUUUAAUGUAAAUUCGAAGUGACUGUAGGAUGAAAAUGAAGGAUCACUGAGAGAACUGAUUUGUAUGAGUGCUGCUUCUGACAGAAGCCUUCUGAUUUAUUUUUUCCUUGAGUAAUAUUUCUCCCCUUCUCCUGAAUAAAGCUGAUUGAAAAACG
Molecule: messenger RNA, 6516 nt
Organism: Oreochromis niloticus (Nile tilapia)
Lineage: Eukaryota; Metazoa; Chordata; Actinopteri; Cichliformes; Cichlidae
Gene: golga2
Product: golgin A2
Exons: 28
Coding region: 84-3386 (1100 amino acids)
Biological process (GO): Golgi organization
Cellular component (GO): Golgi cisterna membrane; Golgi cis cisterna; cis-Golgi network
Molecular function (GO): protein binding
Source: RefSeq, a predicted model, not a curated record